CCCUCUCGCCACAUUAUCCCCUCGACCGACCUGAUAUUUCGCGGUAGAUCGCUCUCUAUUCUCGGUCAAUAGUGUUAUGGAAGAGGGUACCAGUUCAUAUGCUGAGGAAGAGGCUACCAUUCCACACCCUCAGGAAAACCGGCGGAGCAAGACACCAUCUCGCUCACGACGUUGGACAAUGUCCGACUGGGGUUAUUUCUACAAGGCUAGUGCUGAUGUCCUUUCGUUCGGUCAGUCUCGAGAUGGAGACUUGUUCGAACUACUCGCCCCUAAGCGAGGGUUUGCGCCACGCAUGCAAAAGCUGUGCGAAGAACAGCUUGAGCAACUCCGAGAAAGGGUGGAUGCUGAUCCAGAAGAAGCAAGUGCUCUACUGCUGGAAAGGAAUACAUGGUGGUUAUUGCAAGAGCUUAUGACUCAACGCAAAGUCACCCCGGUCACGAACCCCCCCUCCGCCCGCACCUUGCUCUCCGAAAACCCCUACACGCCCACCCAAGUCCUCGGCGAUGCCAUCAUGAAAUGUUCUCCUACCCUCACCGAACUUAACAUCAUUCGUGAAUGGCUGCAAGAUUCUGCUCCAUCACCAUCAUAUUCAGAAGCUACGACAGGUUAUUGGAAGUUCACGAAGCAUAGGGUCUUGCAGGAUUUGAGGACAGGUAGUGCUGGUGCGGCAGGUGGCGUUGUAACAGAGAUGGAUCCGGAUGCGCCUGUGAGGGAAGAUACGGAAGGUAAAACAUUGGCAGCAGACGAUGCGAGUCACGAGAAAGCGCUGUCUCAAGCGAUUUAUGCUUGUAUACGAGCAGGAGCUACUAUGCAGGCGAUUGAGCUCUGUGAAAAGGCUCAUCAACCCUGGAGAGCAGCAAGUAUCCGUGGUUCUAUCGCCUUCGAGUGGAACGCUCUAACGAUGAAGAAGAAGCGUGCAGACGAGUAUGAUUCCAACGACGGGAUGGACCUGGACACACCAAAGGAUGAUAUGUGGAAUGGCAACAGACGGAGGAAGCUGUGGAAAGCCACAUGUAUCCGCGCAGCCCACGACCCUCACCUGACCGAAGCUGAACGUAUAGUCUAUGCCGCCCUUUGUCCUACACUCGAGACCGCCUCCAUCCUCUUAACCAGCGCAUGCCGAACAUGGGAAGACGUCGUAUGGGCUCAAGUCUCCGUGCUUUUCGAGGAGAAGCAGAACGAAGCUAUACGGGUGUUGGGUGGUGGUGGAUUUUGGGAAGAUGGGCUUGCGGCGGUGGAGAAAAGUGACAGGGAAGCGGAGAGCGGGGGAGACGAGGAUAUGGAUACGUCGGACGAAGAGUUCUUGGAUGAGAAGUGGAGGGACGAGAUGGUGAGGUCAUUGGCCGUACUGUCAACUGCACCUGUUCAGGAUGGGGUGAAAGCGGACCAUCCGUUCCAUCGAGUACAAUUGCGGAUCAUGCUUGAUCAGACCGGUUCGAUGCUAGACCAUUUUGCGGAGAAUUUGAGCGAUGGUGCAUAUGAUCCCAACGCUGCCGAUUACUCCACCAUGACCCGCUUCUUCGCCCACCUAUGCCUCUUUCUCCAGAUGAUCGACAUCUCCGUCUCCCCAGACGCUGUCCAAAUCAUUCUCGAAGCCUAUCUCCAAGUUCUCGAGGCCGCCGGUCAGAGAGACCUCAUCGCUCUAUACGCGUCCGCCCUCGGUGACAACGCAACUUCCCGUUAUGCCGCCUUCCUCACCUCCCUCGAUCUAAACACCACAGAAGACGAACGCCGUCAAGCGCUAUCUCGUGCUUACGAGCAUGGACUGGAUCCGGUACACGUAGCCGUGAUCACAGCUAAUGAGACGAUCAAAAAUACGCUGGACGCGCUACCUCCGUUGAUCAGGCUGCCAUUACCGUCGCCUUCAAUGUUAGGGACACAAGAGCCUGUGCCGAACGAUUGGGAGAGGACGCUGGCGAGGGCUUUAGAGUGGAGUACCGCUCAGGCAGAUACGUUUGGCGUAGCGUUAGGCCAUGCGUGUAUUGUGUUAAGGUAUUUCCUGGGAGCGGGACGGACAAAGCUGGCUCGACACACUCUCGAUUCUCUCCCUCAAGAAUUUAUGACCAUCAGCGAACCCGAAGAAGUAGCAACGGAGUAUCAAGACUACAGCCAGUUCUUCCUCAUCUGGGAUACCUUGGAUAGGAUCGCGGAAACGGCUGCAGCUGAGCCUACAUUGAGUAGGGAAUCGAAGGCAGCUUGGUUGAAUAGUUAUAAGAACAUGAUCACGCAGGCGCGGGAACAGCUCAUCACGUUGUUGACGACAGAUUGGUUACUUUCGGGCUCGGACGUGGAUGCGGAGGUUUCUGGCAUGUCAUUAUCGCCCGAGCGUCAUUUACGCCUGCAAGAGUUGAAGAGGAUCCGAGCUAUCUACGUUCCAGAGAUGAUCGUUCGUCUACAUCAUCUGCUGCUCGACUCGCGGUCACGGAUCCCAGAAAACGUGAAGCACGCACUCGAACUAGCCAACAUCGUCGCCGAUGCAAGAUAUGGAGUCGCCGAUGCCUUUGAUUACGACGGAGCAGGACGAGGUCUCAAGGGAUAUCUCGAGGCCUUACGUGUGGCGUUCUUGGCGGGGCUGGAGAACGGGGGUUCCGAUCCGUUCCGGGUCGUCUUGUCGUGAUGCAUUGAUGCUGACGGUGUGCUUUGUUCUUGUUCGCUUGUGUUGUAGUGAUCUGCUCUGUUCUUCGAAUUCCAUUGUGCUGACCGUUUUGAAUGGUACAUCCAC
Messenger RNA from Stereum hirsutum FP-91666 SS1, 2722 nucleotides. Its product is annotated as nuclear pore complex protein. Gene Ontology annotation, biological process: post-transcriptional tethering of RNA polymerase II gene DNA at nuclear periphery; protein import into nucleus; regulation of DNA-templated transcription. The transcript has 13 exons. Bases 77 to 2617 code for a protein of 846 amino acids. Gene Ontology annotation, molecular function: structural constituent of nuclear pore. NCBI's taxonomy places the organism in Eukaryota, Fungi, Basidiomycota, Agaricomycetes, Russulales, Stereaceae. The record is from RefSeq and is a predicted model, not a curated record. Gene Ontology annotation, cellular component: nuclear pore; nuclear pore outer ring.